Fomitiporia mediterranea MF3/22 is the source of this 1206-nucleotide messenger RNA. RefSeq lists its product as uncharacterized. The record is from RefSeq and is a predicted model, not a curated record. The transcript is spliced from 9 exons. Lineage: Eukaryota; Fungi; Basidiomycota; Agaricomycetes; Hymenochaetales; Hymenochaetaceae. The coding region runs from base 1 to 1206 and encodes 401 amino acids.
AUGCCCAAGAAACUAAAGCGAACCACGUAUGAAAAAGACAAUGACGAUCAUUACGUCGUAAUAAUAAACCCUUGGGCGAAAAGCUUUGACCUUCCUCGAAAACAAACCCAAAUUGACUGGAUUGGAGCAUGGCUCAGGAUUGCAUUUCGUAAACCAUACGAGAAGAAUGUCAUUCUGAAUAUCUACACCAUGGAUACUAGAGACGAGGUCAUAGCUCGACUCAGCCCUUCAGUUGAUGUACAAGUCGGAUUAGGGCUUCAUAGAUGGAUAAAGUUUAUGGGAUACGUGAACGUAGAUAAGAUUAAACGCGAGACCCGAGGCAAAAUCAACCUGGCUGACAAGGUUUCCUACAUAUUUUUAUACAAUUGGACGCUGAAAGGUGAUCCGGCUGAGCGUCAAUGGACAGAGUUCUUCCCCAAACAAGAUGACCUACCUCAAAACAUCAUGAUCAACUGGGACUACCCGGAUCCAGAGUGGACGGAGAUACCUCCUGUAGAUGAGAGGCUGCGAACUCUCGUUAUCCCGAUACCUCAUCCACCAGAACCUGACUACGAAGAAGCACCGGAUGAAAAUCUAAGCGACACCGAAGAGCCAGAUGCACGUUCCUCCCAGCCAAUCAGCGUGAACGGGCAACAUCGGCCUCCUGAUUACGAGGCGAAGCCAAGCGUGGAUGAUCUACUUACAGCUGUCCAUCAAGAAAUCACAGAAGAUACCAGCAGUUCCAAUGACGCACCACAGGCUAAUAACCCAACGAGCUCGUUUUCUCCUUACCAACCUCCCUUGCAGAUGCAGUCACGACUUAGACUGAGUCAACCGGAAGAAACUAAAUCUGGUAAAGUCGAUAAGCUCGAUCCUUACGAAGAAGAUGCUGCCGCACAAGCUCGCCUUGCUUCACGUCUCAAGUCUGAAAUAGAAGACACGAAGCCUAAUAUAGGAAACGAAGAUCUAGAAGGUACAAAGCCAGUCGUAAAGAGUGAAGAUGGACCAACUGUUAAGCAGGGAGAAGCUUACACACCGAGUAAUUCACUGGUCGAUACCAUUAAUCAAUACAUAUCCAGUACUCCCCAGAAUACAGGCGGUGGACCAAAGACUGGCCCUAGCUCUAAACGAACCUUUGAUGAUGGUACUGAAUUGAACGGGCAUAGUGUUAGCGCUGAGCCCUCGAAAUCUCGGUCGAUGAAGAGGGUGAAGACAGAGGCAUCUUAA